UUUUCGUCGCACCUCUUGUUGGGAGCGGGCGGCUGUGACUGCGCCUUGGGCGGCAGUCAGGGCCGAGAACCAUGAGCCCCGGGGGCGCGGGCUGCUCCGCUGGGCUGCUGCUGACGGUCGGCUGGCUGCUCCUGGCGGGCCUCCAGUCGACGUGCGGGAUCAACGUCACCGCCGUCCAAGAUCCCAGCUUGGUCAGUGAGGGCGAGAACGAGGGCGAGGAGGAGGCCGAGAAUGACAGCGAGGUCGAGAACGAGCCCCAAGCUGAGGCCGAGCAGGAUGGUGAGGGUGUUGGUAUCAGAGAAGUCAUAUUAACCAAUGGAUGCCCUGGUGGUGAAUCCAAGUGUAUCGUACGAGUAGAAGAAUGCCGUGGACCAGUAGAUUGUGGCUGGGGUAAACCAAUUUCAGAAAAUCUCGAAAGUGUUAGACUGUCAUGUGUUCAUACAUCUCCUGUAAACCGUUUCAAAUAUGUUUGGAGACUUCUAAGGCCAAACCAACAAGCCAUUAUACUUGCAAAUGAUUCAGCAAUCCUGGAGGUUCAAAGGGAAACUCACCCCAUGGCUUUCCAGUGUGAAACAUUGGACAAUAAUGAAAUAGUAGCAACUAUUAAAUUCACAGUCUAUACAACAGCUGAAUUGCAGAUGAAAAGAUCAAGCCGACCAGACACUGAUGCAGUCCUAGUUUUUGUGCUGACCAUAGGAGUUAUUAUCUGUAUAUUCGUGAUCUUUGUACUGAUCUUCAUAAUUGUAAACUGGGCGGCAGUCAAAGAUUUCUGGGCAUCAAAAGCCUCAACAACUGAGAUACAAUCUGAGCUGAGUUCAAUGAAGUACAAAGAUUCAACUUCUCUUGACCAGUCACCAACAGAAAUACCUGGACAUGAAGACGAUGCUUUAAGUGAAUGGAAUGAAUGAUGUAUGGGUGAUGUAUAACAGACCAAAGGAGAUUAGAGCAUAUCAGAUUCAUUAUUAUAAAAAUAAACCAUAUAGCAAAAUACUUUAA
This is a messenger RNA of Phacochoerus africanus (Common warthog), 996 nucleotides long. It is a transcript of the gene SPACA1, whose product is annotated as sperm acrosome associated 1. The transcript is spliced from 6 exons. Gene Ontology annotation, cellular component: acrosomal membrane. The record is from RefSeq and is a predicted model, not a curated record. NCBI's taxonomy places the organism in Eukaryota, Metazoa, Chordata, Mammalia, Artiodactyla, Suidae. Bases 72 to 908 code for a protein of 278 amino acids. Gene Ontology annotation, biological process: acrosome assembly.